Molecule: messenger RNA, 321 nt
Organism: Erigeron canadensis
Lineage: Eukaryota; Viridiplantae; Streptophyta; Magnoliopsida; Asterales; Asteraceae
Exons: 2
Coding region: 1-321 (106 amino acids)
Source: RefSeq, a predicted model, not a curated record
AUGGCUGCCCGAACGGGACGCGAGAGCAUGGAGUACUUUUGUGAUGCGGUCAUCAAUUUAUAUCAAAAGAAGUUCUUACGUAGGUCGACAUCUCAUGACAUUGCUCUCAUCACACAAGCUCAUGAAGAAAGACACCACAUUCCAGGAAUGCUUGGUAGUCUUGAUUGUACCCACAUCGAAUGGAGGAUGUGCCCUAAACACUUAAAAGGGCAAUACACGGGGGGUGAUCACAAGCAGUCGCCAUUGUUUCAAAACGAGCGUAAUGGAUCCGCGCCAGACAGUUCAUUUAGCGUAAAUGGACGGAAUUACAAGCGUGGUUAA